Messenger RNA from Musa acuminata AAA Group (dessert banana), 6043 nucleotides. RefSeq names its product transcription factor TGAL5-like. NCBI's taxonomy places the organism in Eukaryota, Viridiplantae, Streptophyta, Magnoliopsida, Zingiberales, Musaceae. Gene Ontology annotation, biological process: DNA-templated transcription; regulation of DNA-templated transcription. The transcript has 18 exons. The record is from RefSeq and is a predicted model, not a curated record. Gene Ontology annotation, molecular function: sequence-specific DNA binding; DNA-binding transcription factor activity. Bases 4179 to 5633 code for a protein of 484 amino acids.
CAUUUGACGCAAGCGCUCGGCGAUAAGCCCCUACAAAAGCAUCCUUUUCCUCGCUUGUCUCUCGGCUCCAGUGUGAGAGCAUGUCUUCUAAAACCCUAGUUCCUCCCAGGCUCGGAAUUCUCUUCCAGGACUACACCUCUCCUCCGUCGUCGUCGGCGAUCCCGUUCGAUCGCUUCCCACGGUCGGUGAUGGAGUUCUUGGACGGGGACUUGGUCGAUCGGGUCUGGAGCCUUGCGUGGAACCCCGUGGACGUUGGCGUUCCCGGGAUGCUCGCCUCUUGCAGCGGAGAUAAGAUCGUUAGGAUCUGGCAGAAGGGGCCUUCCCGUUCCUGGGAUCGCUCGGUUUGUGUUCCCAUCUACAAUUCAUCUCCCUUGUUUGCUUCCAUGGUUUACUGGAUGUUUAGAAUAUCCGUAUUAUGGGAGGGUAACGAGAACUGUUAUCGGCUCUUAACCCUUUUAUGGUCUUGAAAUUUGAGAGGAAGCGACUUGAAAUUGUUCGUGUUAGAAUUGAUUUAUUUACUAUGUCAUAAUUAUCUCAUGUGUGUGGUCACCAUUUCAUUAUUAUGAUUUAAACAUGGGUUAUGCAAAUCAUCUGCUAAUCAAAUCUGUCAUCGUAGCUCAUAGUCAUACCCCUUUUUUCGUUCCUGAAAAUAGUAAUAGUUGUCGGUUAUAGAAAAUAUAUAUUAAUUGAGCUUACAAGUAGAACUUGAAACUCAUUUAAAUAAUAAAUACUCUGCCAUUGUUUCUCUUCUUCACAUGUCUUAUCAACCACAGAAGGAGAGAGUAUAUUUCUUGAAGUUGUUAAAAUAUUUGAGUUAAAAAUGUAAUGGACUGCUUGAUUUGUAAUGGAAGCUACGACUGAGAACAACCUAAUUCAAACUAAUUUGGACUUCCAAUUUCAGACAUCAAGUUAAUAUGGUGUUAUACAUUUUUUUUUAAUAUCUUAUUGGUUCAAGAUAUCAAUGGAUAGUUUGGUUUACUGAUUUCUUGAACAAAAUCUCAAAAUCUAUAAUAUUGUUUGGUGAUUGUAUAAGGAGCUUCUGGUUUCUAUCUAUUAGAAGAUAAGAGAUAUUUGUUGUUUCUCAAAUUAUAGGGGAUUUUUCAUUCUAUAAAAAUUUGACCAAUGGCGAUUCAGGUCACACAAUCUGAGUCAGGGUCAUUUAUAGCUGACCUGUAACUGCUCAUAAAAAUCAGCGCUGGAUGAUUCUGACCUAUCUUGACAAAAAGAAAUGACAAAUACAAAAGAGAAGUAGAGGGCAGGACUAUAAAAAGUUUUUCUUGCGGGAGACAUCAACUAUCUUGGCAUAGGAAUGGCCUAGGGAUGGCAGAUUAAAGUUAUUGGAGGGUCAUUCAAUUUUUGAUACGAUGAAAGGGCAUUUGGACUCCAAUGGUGACUCCUUAAGAUGUUCUUGAUACUCGAAUAACAAAUUCCUCGAGGAGUCUAUUUGUUUUAACUAUUUUUAGAAUACAAUGUUUAGAACUUUAUAGAUGAAACCGAUGUCUCAGAUUGUAAUGGAAUUUAAAAUUUUUCAUUGCAGAUUUUAGUAUGUUGCUUUCUGUAAAUGAUUUUAAGGGCCAGUGAGUCAUCCGAUUCCCAUCGGUUUCUUUGGAUCGAGAUAACGGCUAUUAAGAUUUUCCAGUCUCUAUAUUGCUAAUUCAGUAUUGUUGUGUGUUAUAUUGAUGCUUCUAUUUUGCUUGAUUCUCUCUUUGUUUUAUGUCAACUUUUAAUUGUGGCACACUUUAUGGUGUAUUUGAUAAUCUAAUAUUUGUCAUGAUUUAAUAAUUUGUAUAGCUGUUGCAGGAAUUGUAAUUUUGUGGGGAUACAUUCUGCGUGUGGCCACUAGGUAUUCUAAGUACAGAUCUGUUCGGUCAAUUUCCUAAUAUUCUAAGUACAUAGGAUGGCUGGGUUAGCCAAGUCCCAAUGUAACAAAUUCUUCUUUGGGACAGAUUAGUUAGUAGCUGUCUUGCUUGUUCUAACCAAUCUGCAGUAAUGAAUACCUCUAUGUUUCAAAAAAAAAAGGAAAAAAGGAAAAAAUCAUGAUUGUAGAGAAUGGGGAUUAACUCCUGAAGGCUAGCAUGCCACUUCAACUCUUCCUUCUCUUGUGUUAUAUACAAAUAGAAGGCCUUUCACAUUCUGAGGCCCGUACAUAUUAUUGCUUCUUCCACUUACCAAAAAUGGAAGGAAGCACACAGGAAACACCUUAAUGCGUUUUCUUUUAAUGCUGAUGACUGGUUCUGUGAACUCACCCAGCAUUUGGGGAACCUCAAUACAGAUCACUUUUAAGUACUGUCAUUUUUAGUGUCUUUCAAUUCAUUAACAUUGCCCAGAAGUUUUCAGCUGCUCACAGCAAUUUCUUGGCUUAUAUGCUAGAGGAACAAUACAGAAUUUAUCAUGCAUUGUUUGCACAAUACUUAGUUGAACAUGAUGGAUUAGACCAUAAUUCUUUUAGUGGUGUUGAACCAACUUAACAGAGGUUUACAUGAUUGAAUCUCUUCUCCUUAAGAUGUGUCACUUCUGCAGCUGCCUGUCUAAAGACAUUUGAUGCUCUAGAAGUUGUAACAUCAAAUUCACAAUCUACAGUGGCAUUGAACAGUCAAAUAUUGAAGAGUUUAUUUGCAAAUCAGUGGGCAUGGAUAAGAUCAUUUUGGAAGCAGAUAACCUUAAAAAAUUAUCAAGAUUACACAGGCUAGUAAGACUACAUCUUUGGAGGUGUUAUUUUUUACAACGAAGAUGAGAUUAUUGAUUCAGAAUAUAUUGCAGUUUUAUUCCUUCAGCUUAGACAUCUUUCUUUGAGUUACAAGUUGAGAGAUGGAUUGAUCCAUGAUGGUCUGAAAGGAUCAUUACCACCCGAAAACUUGGCUGUCAUGGAACUGGGUUGGAAGUGGUAAUUCAUCACUUGGGCAUGGGCUUGGAGAUGAUUUUAAAGAAGUUCGUUAUUCAUGGUGUUCUCUUUGAGACAAACUUGUGAAGAAUGUCAUGCGAUACCAAAUUUUUAUCUCAUCCAUCUUUCAUGCCAUGAGGACAGAAGCAUCUAAACCAGGGAUCAAUCUCAUUGGCCAUGCAGGAAGUUUGGGGCCAAUUUGUUGCAUGUAUCACUGCAAGUUUCCCAUGCCUUGGUUAGGAAAAAUAUACAAACCAUGUUAUUCCUGCACAUGGGAUGCUUGCAAAUUAACGGUGCGAAUAUGUGGACAUACCACAUUCAUCUCAAAUUCCACAGGCAUCAUUCGGUUAUGUUCCGUCCCUGUGGUGUCAUACUUGAAAACAAUGCAAAUUGGGAAUGGACGAAGGAUGAGUUAACAAGAUGGUUUCUUCUAAUCAAGGGGCUGCAUGGUUUGUGGUGAUUCCAUCAGCUUGUCAUGCAGAUUUUGUAACAUGAGAUGCAGAUACUGUGUUAUGAAACCAAUUUUAGCAUGUUGAGGUUUACAAGGAAAGGGAAGCUCUAAUGGAUGCCAUUACUUGGUAUUGUCUGGAAGGAGUAUCUGAUUGCUAUUCUUAGAAAGGAAAGGAACAGGUGUCCCUAACGUAAUAAUUUAUCGUACAAGUGGAGGACGCGACCGGCGUUAAUUAUCGACGACCUUCCACAGCUGAAAGUGACUCUUCUCUUUUUUAAGCAAAUAGCUUCGUUAGGCACGGCAGACUUGGAACCCCUCAAAUAUGUGCCCAAGUUGAUCGACUACUUCUUAUCUCUCAAGUGGCAAUGGGGUACCAGAGUCUGUUACAGGGACUGGCGUUGGAGACAAAGCUACUUCCUGCCGAAAAGAUACCACCAUUGGUUCUCUCUCUCUCUCUCUCUCUCUCUCUCUCUCUCUCUCUCUCUCUGGGGUCCCAAAAAUUCGCAGACAAUCCCACAAGGACAAGAUCUUCUAUACACUACUAUGGUUGAACUAGGGUGUUGAUACACGUACCAGUCCCAGAAGCAGAGAAGAGACGAGGCUCAAGGUCCACCAGAUGAUUCAGCUAUAUAAAAAGCACUAAAACCCUCUGGCUUCUUCUGAAGAACACUUGCACACUUUUUUUCCCUGUUUCUCUGUCUCUAUAGUUGGAAGAACUUAUGUUCAAGAAACCUGGGCUAGAAGGGAAGAGACCAUGGUAAAGACAUGGAGCAGCACCACGCAAAGCUUGAGAGGUCAGCACAUGGAGCAUCAUUAAUGGUUCAGGAGGGAGAAGAAUAGAGUUGGAUGGCAAAUCAUAGAGUUGGCGAAACUGGCCUUCCUGAUUCUGGACCUUCAACUCGGUCUCUUAUUAACGGGACUAUCGGCAACACUCCAUCUGCGACUAAUUUCUUUGAUCAGGAAGGAGCUGCUUACUUUGGAGAGUUGGAGGAGGCUCUCAUGCAGGGAGUCGACGGCCUAAGAGAAACAGAAGACAGAAAGUCUUUUAUUGCAACCAGCCCCGCAACACUAGAGAUCUUCCCAUCGUGGCCAAUGAGAUUUCAGCAAACUCCCAGUGUGAAUACGCAGUCAGCAAGAAGCACUGAUUCCGGCGCAGCUCAAAACUCUCUAUCUCAUCUGGAAUCGGACUUUCCCAAUAGCAGGAAGGCCUCCUCGGACCAGUCGACUAACCACAAGCGGCCGCAAGAGAUGAUGAUGGCAAGUGGUGCUUCCAGGACAGAAGCAGCAAGAAAUCCUCAUCCCUCUUCCCAAGAAGAGAGAAAGAUGACAGGUUCAACUGCAGCAAGGGACGGAAAAGUAAUUGAUGCCAAGACAUUAAGGCGCCUAGCUCAAAAUCGAGAGGCAGCCAAAAAGAGUCGGCUGAAGAAAAAGGCUUACGUGCAACAAUUAGAGUCCAGUAGGAUUAAGCUUCAGCAGCUAGAGCAAGAUCUCCAGAGAGCAAGAUCACAGGGCCUUCUCUUGGGAGUCGCAGGCGGUAAUGCGGCUAUCAGUUCCGGCGCUGCGAUUUUUGACAUGGAGUACGGUCGAUGGUUGGAUGAUAACUGCAAGAUCAUGUCGGACCUCCGAGCUGCACUUGAGGCUCACCUUCCUGACGACAAUCUUGGUGUGGUCGUAGAUCACUGCAUCAGGCACUAUGAUGAUCUCUUCCGGCUGAAAGCCAUCGUUGCUCAAUCGGAUGUAUUCCACCUCUUGAAUGGAAUAUGGAAGACCCCAGCGGAGCGCUGUUUCCUGUGGAUGGGUGGGUUUAGGCCCUCCGAGCUCAUCAAGAUCCUGAUACGUCAGCUGGAUCCAUUGACGGACCAACAGUGGAUGGGGAUGCGCGGCUUCCAGCAUUCAUCGCAGCAGGCGGAGGAGGCUCUCUCCCGGGGCCUGGAGCAAGUCCACCAGUCUUUGGCACAAACUGUUGCUGGCGGUUCUCUCAGCGACGGAAUCGAUGUUGGAAAUUAUGUGGGCCACGCAGCCAUUGCUAUGGGGAAGCUUGCCGACCUCGAAGGAUUCAUCGGCCAGGCUGACAACUUGAGACAACAAACCAUGCACCAGUUGCGUCAACAGUUGACGACCAAACAAACAGCAAGAUGUUUCCUGGCGAUCGGAGAGUACUUCACCCGCCUACGUGCUCUGAGCUCCCUAUGGGCUUCUCGCCCUCAAGAGAGCUUGGUUGCCAAUGACAGUGUCGUCCCUGCCACAGCGGACCCGCAUAUAAUUCAUCAACCACUGCACAAUCAUUUUUCAGCCUUCUGAUUGAUAUCUGCGCAUGGACGUGGAAGAGACAGAGAAAGGAGAAAUAUGUUGUAUGCAUUGUGAUCGAGAUCUUAUAAUAAAGAGAUGGUGCCCCGCAAAAGCAAAAGGAGGUAGGAGAGUUGAAGGCAUUUCCGAUCGUGGCUGUUCGACAAGACCAAGGGUUAGCAGCAGCAGCAGAUCAUGAAAGUAGAGACAAGAAAGAGAUGUGCAUAUAUAUUUUUUUAGAGCAAAAUAAUACAACUAGACCUAACUUUUAUAAGAUAUUAAAAGAAUUGCGUGUGGUAGCUGCAUAACUUGCAUUGGAACACGACAGAUUUGAGAGGUUAUGAUUUUAACAAAUGCCGAAUUAAUCAUUUACCUGCAACGAUAUACCUUCUUAUCUUAGUAUAACUACGUGAAUUUUAUCUUUA